GGCUCGGGGCAUGGCGGGCCCCGGCGCCCGGCCCGCGCGCCCUCGCCCACCGCCGCGCCGCCAACGCGCGCCUUCGCCCGCGGGAACCGGGCGCUGACACAGCGCGGCACGGCCCAGGCGCAUGGCGCAGGCCGGCCCCCGCCCACCGCCGCCCGCGCUCCCGGGGCAGCCCCCGGCCUCCGCGCCCGCCGCCCCGGGACCGCUCCCCGGCGCCCGCGCCCUCCCCGGCGCGCAGGCCCCGGCGCCCCCGCCCCCGGCCCCUCCUCUUCCUCCCUCCCGGCCCCCCGCGCCCCCUCCCCCGCCCCCUCCUCCUCCUCCUGCCCUCUCGGGCUGCACCGCCACCAACAGUGGCGGCGGCGGCAGCAGCGGCAAAGGCCACAGCAGGGACGUCGUGCUCCGGAGGGACCUCUCGGCCGCGGCCCCCGCGGCGGCCAUGCACGGGGCCCCGCUCGGAGGGGAGCAGCGGGGCGGCGGCGGCUCCCCCCGGGCCCCGACCCCGCCUCCGCGGCCGGCCGGCGCGUUCCUGGCGGCCAGCGGCGCCUACGCGGCCCGGGACGGCGGCGGCCCCGCGCUCUUCCCCGCGCCGCGCGACGCCCCGGGCGCCCCGGCCGGGCCCCCGCUCAACGGCCAGAUGCGCCUGGGGCUGGCGGCGGCCGAGCUGUACGGCCGCGCGGAGCCGCCCUUCGCGCCGCGCUCGGGGGACGCGCACUACGGCGCGGUGGCGGCCGCGCUGCACGGCUACGGCGCCGUGAACUUCAACCUGAGCCUGGCGGCGGCCGCGGCGGCAGCGGCGGCGGCGGCGGCCGGGCCCGGGCCCCACCUGCAGCCGCACGCGCCGCCCCCGGCGCCCCCGGCCGCGCCGCGCCCCCCGCGCCUCCCCGGCGCGCCCGCGGCCUUCCUGCGCUACAUGCGGCAGCCAAUCAAGCGGGAGCUCCUCUGCCAGUGGCUGCAGCCCGAGCCGCCGGCCGCGCCGCCGCCCGCCACCCGGCCCUGCUCCAAGACCUUCGGCACCAUGCACGAGCUGGUCACGCACGUCACGGUGGAGCACGUGGGCGGCCCGGAGCAGAGCAGCCACGUCUGCUUCUGGGAGGACUGUCCGCGCGAGGGCAAGCCCUUCAAGGCCAAGUACAAGCUCAUCAACCACAUCCGCGUGCACACGGGCGAGAAGCCCUUCCCCUGCCCGUUCCCGGGCUGCGGCAAGGUGUUCGCGCGCUCCGAGAACCUCAAGAUCCACAAGCGCACUCAUACAGGGGAAAAGCCUUUCAAAUGUGAAUUCGAUGGCUGUGACAGGAAGUUCGCCAACAGCAGUGAUCGGAAGAAACACUCCCACGUGCACACCAGCGACAAGCCCUACUACUGUAAGGUCCGAGGCUGUGACAAGUCCUACACCCACCCCAGCUCCCUGAGGAAGCACAUGAAGAUACACUGCAAGUCGCCCCCUCCCUCCCCGGGAGCCCUCGGCUACUCCAUGGGGACCCCAGGCUGCGACAGCCUGUCCCCCGUUCUGGACACAGCCAGGAGCCGCUCCAGCACGCUGUCCCCUCAGGUCACCAACCUCAACGAGUGGUACGUUUGCCAGGCCAGCGGGGCCCCUGGCCACCUCCACACGCCCUCCAGCAAUGGGACCACCUCCGAGUCUGAAGACGAGGAAGUGUACGGGACCCCUGAAGUCGUGCGGACGCUCCAUUAGAACCACCACUGCGUGAGACAGGGUGCCGGAACCCUCUGACUGCACCCUAACCUGAGACAAACUGGCUCAGGCUUCCACCGGCUCCUGUUAGUCCUAUUUAUUCAGUAUGAAACCCUAUGGUGUUUGUACAUUUGAUUAAUUUAAUUAAGAUAUUUGGUUGGGGUUUUGUUUUGUUUUUCCUUUCCUGUUUCUCCUAAAAAAACAAAAACAAAAACAAACAAAGAAAACAGAACAGGAAGAGGGGCGUAGCUCCGUGGUAGAGCACCUGCCCUCUGUGCACGAGGCCCUGGGCUCAAUUUCCGGCAGUAACAGCAAAUAACAAACAGCCAAGCUGAGCUUGUACAUUGCAGGGGGCCAUCCUGGAGGCCGAUUCUAUCAAGGAAAAUGAGGGAAGGAAUUGAGACAUACACUGCCAAUACAAUAUAUGUGCACACACACGCCUGUGUUGUGUGUCCAGUAUUAGGUCAGAGGUUAGCACAGCAGCCAGGCCCUCUGUGUGUCCUGGAGUGCCUCUUGGAUGCCUCAGGCACUGGCAUGAGGGCUGCUUUUGAGCCUCUUGAUUGUAAAACACACUUUCUGCACUGACAAUAGAUCCUGGACUGUGCCUGUGUCUAAAAGGUUUUGUAUAACAAACAAACAAACAAACUUUGGUUUCUAAUAUCAUUUUAAUUCCUGUGCUUUUCUUAUUGCCCUCACCGUGACAUGCUAUUUUUAUACAGGAUUGUUCCGUCAGUGUCUUUCCUUACGUGGUUUAAAAACAGAACAGCCAGCGGCGUGCAGACACCCUCACACAGCUCCAUAAACCGUGCUACUGUGACUGUUCAAGCAGAGGUACAGGAGCUGUGAGACAGAAAACUGGGAAACUGAUCUUUUAUAAACUAGAAGGAAUUCAAGUGCUCUCUUUUUCCUCUGCUGGGUUGUGUUGUUUUGAUUUUAAAUCGGGGAUUUCAGAUGCCUCCUUGCUGUGCCCAAACAUGAGGGAUGGUAGGAAGCUGUAUUUUUGACCACAAGGUCUUCAGGAUGCCAACAUGCACAGGGAGGUCUGUGGUGUCAGAGUGCCAACCUGACCAUUUUUUAAAGCUUAGGCCAGCUCCUCGUUUGUGCUACUUUAUCAACCUUUUUUUAAAAAUGUCUUUGUUUUUAAUGAAUUUUCCUUCAUCUGUGACAUGUCAUCUGAAAAUGACAGUGUAAAGUAUAUGAUUUACAUUAUAAGAGGAGGAGUUGCUAUACAUGAUAAAAAUUUUAAAAGGUUUAUAGUUGCCACCAAACACUCAAUGUGUGACCUUUGCCAGAGCUGUCAAGCCAGGAUGCAAAGGGUCAAGGACCCAGGACAAUAACUCUUAAUUUCUGUUCAGUUGUUACAACACAUGUCCUGUGCAAA
This is a messenger RNA of Meriones unguiculatus (Mongolian gerbil), 3071 nucleotides long. RefSeq names its product Zic family member 5 (gene Zic5). Gene Ontology annotation, cellular component: nucleus. The record is from RefSeq and is a predicted model, not a curated record. Gene Ontology annotation, molecular function: RNA polymerase II cis-regulatory region sequence-specific DNA binding; DNA-binding transcription factor activity, RNA polymerase II-specific. The transcript is spliced from 2 exons. Lineage: Eukaryota; Metazoa; Chordata; Mammalia; Rodentia; Muridae. Gene Ontology annotation, biological process: regulation of transcription by RNA polymerase II; central nervous system development. The coding region runs from base 122 to 1690 and encodes 522 amino acids.